AGAAGGAAGAGGAGGUUAAAAGAAUUCGAACGGAGGGAGGAGUUUGUCUCGGUUCGAUAAAAUUCAGACAGUUCGACAAAUUUCUCCUGUCAUAUUCUGACGAAUUUAUCGUGUCACGGUUUGCUGCUGCUCCUGUGAAUGCCGUCGUUGUUGAAUAUUACGAAAUAAUAAACGUCAGUAAUUGAGAAUGAUUUCUUUAAAUAUUGAAUUACAAAAUCGCGUGUGUACUUUAAGGACCGUGAUCUUGAAGGUGUAUGGGUCUAUGAUGAUAUUCGAAUUGUGACGAGGAAGUAUCCUUUUUUUUCACGUGGAAAUUUGAUAUCCGUUGGUGCACACGUUGACAGUGACUACUAUUAUUAUAAUAGUAGUAUUAACUAGUAUUCGUAUUGCUGUUGUUGUUGUUGUUGUUGCUGUUGGUUCUUCUCAUUUUUGACAGUCACGAGUAAACAGCCUGCAGCAAGUGCAGAAAGUUGAAUAUGUCGUGGCACAAAGAUCUCAACAAGAGAUGACAUUCUUCACUCUUUUCUAACAUUUCUGGUCAGGUCGUCGACCAUCGGCAGAAUGCUGCCGCGUGGACUGCCAUUAACGUUUCUUCUUGUGCAAUUGUCUCAUCAUAUAGCUUGGGCUGCUUUGGAGGACACAAGAAUGUUCGACAAACUGGAAAAUGUCACGCAAACCAUAUCGAGAAUACUCGACGGCUAUGACAUUCGAUUGAGGCCAAAUUUUGGCGGAGAACCAUUAUUAGUUGGUAUGGAUUUAACUAUAGCAAGUUUCGAUGCUAUUUCAGAAGUCAACAUGGAUUAUACAAUAACAAUGUAUUUAAAUCAAUAUUGGAAAGACGAGAGACUAGCAUUUUCACAAGAGGAAGAAAUUUUGACCCUAAGCGGUGAUUUUGCUGAAAAAAUUUGGGUCCCGGAUACUUUUUUCGCAAACGAUAAAAACAGUUUUUUGCAUGACGUAACCGAACGCAACAAACUCGUCAGACUAUCCGGCGACGGUUCCAUCACUUACGGCAUGAGAUUCACUACGACCUUGGCCUGCAUGAUGGAUCUGCACUACUAUCCUCUCGAUUCGCAGAAUUGCACCGUAGAGAUCGAGAGCUAUGGUUACACGGUACUGGACGUAGUAAUGUAUUGGAAGGAAACUCCAGUUCGUGGAGUUGAGGAAGCAGAAUUACCACAAUUUACCAUAAUCGGUUACGAAACAAAUGACCGGAAGGAAAAAUUGGCUACCGGUAUUUAUCAAAGGUUAUCAUUAAGUUUCAAACUCCAACGGAAUAUCGGUUACUUCGUCUUCCAGACCUAUCUUCCGAGCAUACUCAUAGUAAUGCUCAGUUGGGUCAGCUUUUGGAUUAAUCACGAAGCGACCAGUGCUAGAGUGGCCUUGGGUAUUACGACCGUUUUAACGAUGACCACGAUUUCUACAGGUGUUAGAAGUUCCUUGCCACGAAUAAGUUACGUCAAAGCUAUAGAUAUAUAUCUAGUUAUGUGUUUCGUAUUCGUUUUUGCCGCUUUAUUAGAAUACGCAGCAGUUAAUUACACUUAUUGGGGUGCAAGGGCUAAAAAAAAAAGCAAGAAGAAGGAUAACGAGGAACAAAAAGUGAUUACCUCGAAAACUGGAAGCAAAGCUACCUCACCUUUUCCUGGUUCAACCGAUGCAGAUAUUAUUGAACUACAGGAUUUAAGAAUGUCACCAUUACCAAGUAUUAGAAAUAGAUCAGGUUUGAUCAAUACUUCUUCAACACCUGGACUAGGAAGAAAUCACGAUCCAGCCAAAUUUCCACCUAGUUUUCGUAUAUCAAGAACUGUUGCUUAUAAUAUGCAUGGUAGAAACAGUGGACUCAGAUAUAGAGGUCCAAAACAAAAUAAACCUAAGGUAUUACACGCAAUUCGUAGAGGUGCAUCGGUGUUGCGCGUGUCCAUGCCAAAAAUCAAAGACGUUAACGUGAUCGACAAGUACUCGAGAAUCAUAUUUCCUGUCAGUUUCAUGCUAUUCAAUGCUGUAUAUUGGAUAUUUUAUUUUGUAUGAAAAGAUAUAAAGAAAUUCAGUUAAAACGAACAAAAUAAAA
Polistes dominula (European paper wasp) is the source of this 2068-nucleotide messenger RNA. It is a transcript of the gene Lcch3, whose product is annotated as Ligand-gated chloride channel homolog 3. Gene Ontology annotation, biological process: monoatomic ion transmembrane transport. Gene Ontology annotation, cellular component: membrane. NCBI's taxonomy places the organism in Eukaryota, Metazoa, Arthropoda, Insecta, Hymenoptera, Vespidae. Gene Ontology annotation, molecular function: GABA-A receptor activity; extracellular ligand-gated monoatomic ion channel activity. The record is from RefSeq and is a predicted model, not a curated record.